Naumovozyma dairenensis CBS 421 is the source of this 1239-nucleotide messenger RNA. RefSeq names its product aurora kinase (gene IPL1). The transcript has a single exon. Gene Ontology annotation, cellular component: spindle microtubule; spindle pole centrosome; spindle midzone. Gene Ontology annotation, molecular function: ATP binding; protein kinase activity. NCBI's taxonomy places the organism in Eukaryota, Fungi, Ascomycota, Saccharomycetes, Saccharomycetales, Saccharomycetaceae. Gene Ontology annotation, biological process: regulation of cytokinesis; mitotic spindle organization; protein phosphorylation. The record is from RefSeq and is a predicted model, not a curated record. Bases 1 to 1239 code for a protein of 412 amino acids.
AUGAAAAUGAAUGUAACUAAUAAUACUUCUCAUGACAGUAAAUUAGAAAUUCAAAAAAGUAGGAGAGAAUCUUUACAACAGCGGAAUGCUCUCCUAACAAUGAGACUAAAUAGCACAAAUCCUCAAAGAAUGGUAAAAAAGCCAUGGAGAGCAUCCAAUUCUCAUCAGCAAACUCCACAUCACAAGACUUCUCCCACAAUUACAAGUAAAAUCCCAUCUCCUGUAAGAAGACCAUUGCGAGGAAAUGAUAACAGCCCUAAUAGGCUCCCGUUAACUAAGAGGCCCACGGUCGAUAACACUAUCCACGCGAGUAAAAUACCUUCACCAAUCCGUUAUAUUAAAAACAAUAAUGCAAUAGUAACCAGCUCGACCACAGCGACGACAAGUAAUGUUACCGAAAAUGAUUAUGGGAAAAUAUUCUCUUCACCAAAACUAUACAAACAAUUAACGUUACAAGAUUUUGAAAUUGGUAAGAAAUUGGGUAAAGGUAAAUUCGGUAAAGUAUAUUGUGUGAAACAUAAAGAAAGUGGGUUUAUUUGUGCAUUAAAAGCGAUGGAUAAGAGUGAGAUAAUUCAAUAUAAUUUACAGAGACAAUUCCGUAGAGAAGUCGAAAUUCAAACAAGUUUAAAUCAUCCAAAUUUAACGAAGUUAUAUGGUCAUUUUUAUGAUGACAAAAGAGUCUAUCUUAUCAUGGAAUAUCUUGUUUAUGGUGAAUUAUAUAAAUUACUAAGAUCGCAUGGACCAUUUAAUGAUAUUAUUGCUUCGAGAUUUGUUUAUCAAAUUGCUGAUGCUUUGAAUCAUCUUCAUGAAAAAGGUAUUAUCCAUAGAGAUUUAAAGCCGGAGAAUAUCUUAAUUGGGUUCAAUAAUGUUUUGAAGUUAACAGAUUUUGGUUGGAGCAUUAUUAAUCCGAAAGGAGUGAAAAGGAAAACAUUAUGUGGGACCAUUGAUUAUUUAUCACCAGAGAUGAUCAGAUCAAGAGAGUAUGAUGAUACGGUGGACGUAUGGGCCCUUGGUGUUCUUACGUACGAGUUAGUUGCUGGCGACCCACCUUUUGAAGAGGAUUCCAAAGAGUUAACAUAUAAGCGAAUUCUAAAAGGGGAAAUAAGGUUUCCAGGGACCGUAUCACAAGAUGUCAGAGAUUUGAUUUCCAGGCUCUUGAAAAAUGAUCCUAAAGAAAGGAUAUUGCUAAAGGAGGUGAUGGUACAUCCAUGGAUCAUGAGGAACAAACCAUUUUGGUAG